Diorhabda sublineata is the source of this 477-nucleotide messenger RNA. Its product is annotated as coiled-coil-helix-coiled-coil-helix domain-containing protein 1. Bases 95 to 451 code for a protein of 118 amino acids. Lineage: Eukaryota; Metazoa; Arthropoda; Insecta; Coleoptera; Chrysomelidae. Gene Ontology annotation, molecular function: RNA binding. The transcript has a single exon. Gene Ontology annotation, cellular component: mitochondrion; nucleoplasm; mitochondrial ribosome. Gene Ontology annotation, biological process: mitochondrial translation. The record is from RefSeq and is a predicted model, not a curated record.
AGGACAAUCUUUGCUGAUCUAUGGUUGACACUUAACCUAAAAUAAAAUGAGUAUUCCUCGAGUGAAAAAAUAUUAGUAUAUUUAAUAAAUUAAGAUGAAGAUAUUCAGUAGCCUUUUUGUGGCCAGGCCUAUUCCUAAAGAGCCAGUUCCAUUUAAAGAAUUACUACCUUUAAAGCUGAAAGGAGCCGUUUCUGGUAAAGGUGGGAAAUCCUCUGAUGUAUGUUGUAUUUAUGAAAUGUCUAUAAUGUUUGCUUGCUUUAAAGAAAAUGAAUUUAAUCAGGCCGUUUGUUCGAAAGAAAUUGAAUCAUUUAAAAAAUGUUAUAAAAACCAUUUAGAUGCAAAGAAAUUAAAGGAGGAAAAGGAAGCUAAAGGUGUAUUGACUCCUGGAGAAAAGAAAAUGUCCCAUAAGCAACUGAAUGCACUGUUGAGAAAGUUUCCUAACAUUAAAUAGUUGUUGAGAAAAGAUGUAGGUACUAU